AUGCAGGCGAAAAUCACCGCCGUUUUGUCGCUGCUGAUAUAUAUCUGCCUGAGCCGCCGGUCGCUGGCUCUAAACCAGGAGAUGCUCGUCCUCCGGGGGCUGAGGCUCUCACUCUCCGACCCAGCCGGAGCCCUCGACAGCUGGUCCGGCGGCGACCCCUGCAACUGGACAGGUGUCGCCUGCGACCAGCAGGGCUCCGUCGUGUCGGUGUCUCUCCCGAGCGCCUCCCUCGUCGGCCCCUUCCCGCUCGAGCUCUGCCGCCUGCCAUCCCUCUCCAACCUCUCACUUUCCGACAACUACAUCAACGGCACACUCCCACUAGCCAUCUCCGGCUGCCGGAGCCUCGUCCACCUCGACCUCUCCGAGAAUCUGCUCGUCGGCUCCCUCCCACAGACCCUUGCCGACCUCCACUCCCUCAGGUACCUUAAUCUAAUGGGAAACAACUUCUCAGGCGAUAUUCCGGCAGCUUUCGGUCGAUUCAAACACCUCGAAUCUCUCAUCCUCAAUCUCGACGUGGCCCAAAACGGGCUAACCGGUCCCAUACCGGCCCAGAUCAUGCGCAUGACGAAUAUUGUCCAGAUCGAGCUGUACAACAACUCGCUCAACGGGACUCUUCCGGCCGGGUGGUCUAACCUGACAAUGUUGAGAAGACUCGAUGCGUCUAUGAAUGGGUUGACCGGGAUUAUCCCGGGCGAGCUUUGCGGAUUGCCACUCGAGUCGCUCGCCUUGUACGAGAAUCGACUCGAAGGGAUAAUCCCGGAUAGCAUCGUCAGGUCACCUAACUUGCAAGAGCUCAGUCUGUUCAAUAACCGGCUGAGGGGGACAUUGCCGAGCGAUCUCGGCAAGAACUCGCCUCUGCAAGUUCUAGACGUGUCGUAUAAUAGUAAUCUCUCCGGUGAAAUCCCCGAGUUUUUGUGCCUGAAUGGGGUUUUGUUGGAAAUAAUUAUGUUGAACAAUGCAUUAACAGGGAAUAUUCCGGCGACUCUCGGAGAAUGCCGGAGUUUACUACGCAUACGGUUGAAAGGCAACAGGCUGCAGGGCGAAGUUCCACCUCAGCUCUGGGGCCUACCGCUGGUUUACCUUCUCGAGCUCUCCGGAAAUGAACUUUCCGGAAAGGUCUCGAGCACGAUAGGAGGCGCGAAGAACUUAUCCAUCCUCGCAAUUUCGAAUAACAGAUUCUCGGGCAUAAUACCGAGUGAAAUCGGGCAAUUAGACGGUUUGAUCGAUUUUUCUGCCGGAAGGAACUCUCUGACCGGAGAAAUCCCGAGCAGCAUUAUAAACUUAAAGCAGCUCGGGAGGCUCGACUUGAGCAAUAACAAUUUGUCGGGUCCGAUUCCGAAAGAGAUUCAGUCACUGAAGCUGCUAAACGAGCUCGAUUUGGCGAAUAAUCACUUAUCAGGCCAUAUACCGGACGAGCUCGGGUACCUCCCAACGCUCAACUACCUCGAUCUUUCAAACAACAACUUCUCCGGCAAAAUCCCGUUCUCACUGCAGAAUCUGAAGCUCAACAGCUUAAACCUCUCGGAAAAUAUGCUUUCAGGGGACGUGCCUCCUCUCUUCUCAGACAGAGCUCAUCGGGACAGCUUUCUUGGAAAUCCCGAGCUUUGCUUCUAUAGUUCUAGCUCGUGCAAUCGUAAAACAGAAGAAGAGGAUCGAGUCUUUUUAUGGGUGAUGAGGUUCGUUUUCACCACAACGAGCCUCACUUUACUAGUCGGGAUCGUUUGGUUUGUUUUGUUGAGGUACAGGAAAAUCGAGCAAAUGGCUAAGGAAGAUCGAGCCGCCAUAACUAAGUGGACUUCCUUCCAUAAGCUUGCAUUUAGCGACAGCGAAAUUAUUAGCAGCCUCAAGGAGACGAACCUGAUUGGUGGAGGAGCCUCCAGUAAAGUCUACAAACUCGUCAUGAGCAAUGAUGAGGAAGUAGCUGUGAAAAAGCUGCACGAGAAGUGGGAAAAUGACGAAAACAACCCUGAAUUUGAAGUCGAAGUCGAGACACUAGGGAAAAUAAGACACAAGAAUAUUGUGAAAUUGUUGAGCUGUUGUGAUGCAGUGAACUGCAAGCUCUUGGUGUAUGAGUACAUGCCGAACGGGAGCUUAGGGGACUUGCUGCAUGGCCGCGAAAGAAAGAGUAGUGAGCUUUUGGAUUGGCCCACGAGGUUUCAUAUUGCUUUGGGUGCUGCCGAGGGGCUCUCGUAUUUGCACCACGAUUGUGAUCCGCCGAUUGUGCAUAGGGACGUAAAGUCGAACAAUCUGCUACUCGACCGGGACUUCGGUGUUAAAAUCUCGGAUUUCGGUGUAGCUAAGGUUGUCAAGGAAGUUGAGAAUGGUGUGGAGUCCAUGUCUGUCAUUGCUGGUUCCUGUGGUUACAUUGCACCAGAAUACGCAUAUACACUGCGUGUAAACGAAAAGAGCGACAUCUACAGCUUCGGCAUAGUCAUUCUGGAGCUCGUAACCGGGAAACUGCCAACUGACCCAUCACUUGGGGGCCGAGAUUUGGCAACUUGGGUAUGUACAACCUUGAAAAGGGAAGGGCUAGAUCACGUGAUCGACCCAAAUCUCGACUCAGAAUUCCAUGAACACAUUCGCAAGGUUAUUGAUAUUGGACUCAUCUGUGGCAGUAAACUCCCGACCAGUCGUCCCUCCAUGCGCCGGGUGGUUUCUAUGCUGCGUGAAUCGGGUGCUAGCAUGUUUAAUGAUCACAGUGUACAUGAAAAAGAAUAA
Molecule: messenger RNA, 2718 nt
Organism: Striga hermonthica
Lineage: Eukaryota; Viridiplantae; Streptophyta; Magnoliopsida; Lamiales; Orobanchaceae
Source: the annotation of a GenBank genome assembly